Messenger RNA from Rhinolophus ferrumequinum (greater horseshoe bat), 1524 nucleotides. It is a transcript of the gene CNMD, whose product is annotated as chondromodulin. Bases 198 to 1196 code for a protein of 332 amino acids. Gene Ontology annotation, biological process: negative regulation of endothelial cell proliferation; negative regulation of angiogenesis. NCBI's taxonomy places the organism in Eukaryota, Metazoa, Chordata, Mammalia, Chiroptera, Rhinolophidae. The transcript has 7 exons. The record is from RefSeq and is a predicted model, not a curated record.
GCUGCUGCUCGGCUGGAGAAGGGAGCAGAGAGGUGAGGCGCUGGAAGGGGUGGGGACCGCUGGGCUGACCCAGGCGGGACCAGCUCGGUGUGUGCGAGCGUGUGUGCAGAGUUGAAAAGCGCAGCACGUCGGGGCAACAGGACAGAAUCCGGGGCGUGCGCGGAGCCUCACAGUGUCUUGCUCCUUUGGCUGCAGCCAUGACCGAGAACUCUGACAAAGUUCCCAUCGCCCUGGUGGGGCCCGACGACGUCGAGUUUUGCAGUCCCCCGGCAUACGCCACAGUGACCGUGAAGCCCUCCAGCCCCGCGCGGCUGCUCAGGGUCGGGGCUGUGGUCCUCAUUUCGGGGGCGGUGCUGCUGCUCUUCGGGGCAAUCGGAGCCUUCUACUUCUGGAAGGGGAGCGACAAUCACAUUUACAAUGUCCAUUAUACCAUGAGUAUCAAUGGGAAAUUACAAGAUGGGUCAAUGGAAAUAGAUGCCGGGAACAACUUGGAGACCUUUAAAACGGGAAGUGGAGCUGAAGAAGCAGUUGAAGUUAAUGAUUUCCAGAAUGGCAUCACAGGAAUCCGUUUUGCUGGAGGAGAGAAGUGCUACCUCAAAGCCCAAGUGAAGGCUCGCGUUCCUGAGGUGGGCGCCACGACCAAACAGAGCAUCGCCUCGGAACUGGAAGGCAAGAUCAUGCCGGUUAAAUAUGAGGAAAAUUCUCUUAUCUGGGUGGCUGUAGACCAGCCCGUGAAGGAUAACAGCUUCUUGAGUUCUAAAGUCAUAGAACUUUGUGGCGACCUCCCCAUUUUCUGGCUGAAACCGACAUAUCCAAAAGAAAUCCAGAGACAAAGAAGAGAGUUGGUGACACAAAUUGUUACAAGCACAAGACGACCACACAGCGGACCACGGAGCAACCCAGGCCCUGGAAGGCUGGGAAACAAAACCAGACCCAGUGUGCAGGAGGACACAGAAGCUUCCAACGCCGAGGCUUACAACCAGCAGGAUGAGGGAACCAUGACGUUCGACCCUAGACUGGAUCACGAAGGAACCUGCUGUAUAGAAUGUAGGCGGGGCUACACCCAGUGUGAGAAGAUCUGUGAACCCCUGGGGGGCUUUAACCCAUGGCCCUACCAUUAUCAAGGCUGCCGUACAGUCUGCAGAAUCAUCAUGCCGUGUGCCUGGUGGGUAGCCCGCAUUUUGGCCAUGGUGUGAAAUCACUUCAGGUACCAGGUGCUGGACAGAAUGAACUCAAGAGACAACCAAAGUAUGAAGAAUCUUGAUGCUGAAGGGACCGAAAAGUAUUUAAUACUCAGUCUGAGUGACUUUCUUUGAGACACUUUUAACAGACUAUUUCUCAGUUGCUUUAUAGAACUUUAUCCAGCAUGUGCAAAUGUACUGAAAGGGUAGUCUAAAGAUACUGUAAUAAUCCUUUUACUACUUGCUAUUUUUCAUUUGCUUUGCUGAUAAAUCCUGCUUACACGACUCGCUUCCCAAGCUAUUUUGAAAUAAACAUGAAAAAUUAUUCACCAUUUGUCAAAGA